AUGACCAAGGUGGCGCCGGCGCGGAGUGUCUUGGGCAUCACCAAAGACGGUCUGCGCAACAUCAACGUCGACCAGAUGAUGGAGUCCAAUGCCCUCGCCGACCUCGGCGGCAUCGACGGCCUGGCCAAGAAGCUCUGCGUCAAUCUGGACUUUGGCCUCUCGAGCAACGAAGCGUCCCAAGGCUUUGCCGACCGCCGCAGCGCGUUUGGCGCCAACCUAUUUCAAGACACACCGUCCACGUCUGAUUUAGCACUCGUAUUCGAGACGCUCAAGGACACGACGAUCCUUGUCCUUCUUGCUGCCGCGAUCGCAUCGACCAUCACGGGGUCCAUCGAAGACCCGAGAAGAGGCUGGACCGAAGGCGUGACCAUCAUGAUUGCUGUCCUCCUCGUCGGUCUCGUCAGUGCCACGUCCAACUAUGCAAAAGAAAAGCAAUUCCGAGCGCUCAGCGCCAAGAACGACGAGUUCACGUCAAGGUGCUAUGACGCGGUCCUCGUCACCGACAUCAACGUUGGUGACAUUAUUGUACUGGAAAACGGCGACCGGAUUCCGGGCGACGCCGUCUUUGUCCGCGGCCAAGACUCACGCUGGGGCCGCAUCAAGUCCAAGCUUAUCCGUGCCGAGCGACCGACACCGCUCAAGGACAAGCUCGAGGACAUGGUCAAGAUCAUCAGGUACGGCGGCAUCUUCGUUGCUGUCGCCACCAUGCUCGUGACCAUCCUUCUUUUGCAAUGUAUCAAAGUAUCGACUCAGAUUUGGGUAAAUGCGAUAUUCGUGGGCUGGACCGACUGCAUCGCCUUUAUCAUUGGCGUCACAAUCAUCGUUGUCGCGAUUCCCGAGGGCCUUCCGCUCGCCGUGACCAUCUCGCUGUCGUACUGGACCAAGAAAAUGCUACUCGACCACAAUCUCCGCAUUCGCGUCCUCGCUGCGUGCGAGACCAUGGGCAACGUCACGAGCAUUUGCAGCGACAAGACGGGCACGUUGACGGAGAAUCGCAUGACGGUCGUGUCGCUUUGGGUCAGCCAUGGUGCACCGCUGCUCGACGCACUCGAGAUCGGCGCCAGUUUUCUCGACGAGCUCAGCGUCAACGGCGCCCUCUUGCUCUGGCUCCAAUCGUGCAAGGUUGCGUAUGCAAGUGUGCGCGCGGCCCACUUCAAGCCCCCUGGUGGCCACAUGUUUUCCUUCUCGUCCGAGCGCAAGACCAUGAUCAUUUGGCGCCCGAACGGCACCUACCGCCUUUUUAGCAAGGGUGCGGCCGGAAUUGUGCUUGAGCGCUGCAGCACCAUGCUCACGUUCCAGCGCACUGAGGUGCUGUUGUCACCAUCGACGCUUCAUAAUUUUUUCAUGUGCUGUCGCUAG
This is a messenger RNA of Saprolegnia parasitica CBS 223.65, 1359 nucleotides long. RefSeq lists its product as hypothetical. Lineage: Eukaryota; Oomycota; Saprolegniomycetes; Saprolegniales; Saprolegniaceae. The record is from RefSeq and is a predicted model, not a curated record. Gene Ontology annotation, molecular function: ATP hydrolysis activity; P-type calcium transporter activity; ATP binding. The coding region runs from base 1 to 1359 and encodes 452 amino acids. Gene Ontology annotation, cellular component: membrane; intracellular membrane-bounded organelle. The transcript is spliced from 6 exons.